AUGCGUUUAAAGGACUCAAAGUUCAGAGAGUUUGAUUAUUUCUGGCAUUUGUUGUCCAUUCCAGUAGAUAAGCUGGUGAAGGGACGCUAUCAGGACAACUACGAGUUCGUCCAGUGGUUCAGACUCUUCUUCCUCGCUAACUACACCACUGAGGUGGAGACGUACGAUGCACUCAAGGCCAGAAGUGGUAAAUCCAUGCCCAGAAUGGGUAUUGUUUGUGUCACAGUCGUAGUCCCGUCUGGGGUCCUCACUCAGAACUCAGAUAGACCACGAAUCACACAGUUGGAGGCUCAAGUCGAGUCUUUCAACUCCAGAGUUGAGUGUCUGACCAAAGAGCGAGAUUUUUAUUACAACAAACUGGUCGAAAUUGAGAAAUUGGUCAGAAAUGUCCCCUUCAAGGACCAGUUUGUGUCUUCUGUCGAAAUGGUUCUGUUUGCUGUGGAGCCGAACCCGUUUAAGACAGCAAAUGGACGAGCUCACCCAACUCAGUUCAAGUGUAGGGUCACAAGGAAUUCUAAUAAGGAACUUAAAGAAGGAAGUGAGUAUGUUCUUGCGGAGCAACAGCCCCCUACUUCAUUCAGUCAAACAAAUCUGGAUUCAGGACACAACAAGAACAGCAUUAAUUCAUUUAAAUCGAAAGAUGCUUGUUUUGGAAGACAAAUACAAACAACUUGGUCGAAUCCUGGCCAAAAAUUACGAAGUUAUGAGCGACAAAAUCAGUUUUCUGUUCAAUACGAAUUCGAAGUUGAGGGACGACCAUUCGAGUUGUUUGAUAUUCCCAUUUUAGAAAUCCUGGCCAGUUCUAAGGAAAUGGAAAGACGACUAAACGAUGAGAUAUCUGAGCAGAAACAGCGUGACCAAGGAAAAAUAAUCGACUUAACUGCCCAGACCAGGGAAUUGCAGACUGCUCUAAAUAACAUGAAAGGGCAAUUUCAACGUGAAAAGAUUGACUCAUCACGUUUGCCGUGUCGAGUCAUCUUUUUAGAACUGGCUGGGAAGUUACAGAACGAAUUGACUAUCAUACAACAAGAAAACAAAUCUCUUGCAACUGAAAAGUAUUUUCUUUUAUGA
This is a messenger RNA of Octopus sinensis (East Asian common octopus), 1071 nucleotides long. RefSeq lists its product as uncharacterized. Bases 1 to 1071 code for a protein of 356 amino acids. Gene Ontology annotation, biological process: protein localization to microtubule plus-end; regulation of microtubule polymerization or depolymerization; spindle assembly. Gene Ontology annotation, molecular function: microtubule plus-end binding. The record is from RefSeq and is a predicted model, not a curated record. NCBI's taxonomy places the organism in Eukaryota, Metazoa, Mollusca, Cephalopoda, Octopoda, Octopodidae. Gene Ontology annotation, cellular component: spindle midzone; cytoplasmic microtubule; microtubule organizing center. The transcript has 2 exons.